Molecule: messenger RNA, 1191 nt
Organism: Scophthalmus maximus (turbot)
Lineage: Eukaryota; Metazoa; Chordata; Actinopteri; Pleuronectiformes; Scophthalmidae
Gene: msrb1b
Product: methionine sulfoxide reductase B1b
Exons: 4
Molecular function (GO): peptide-methionine (R)-S-oxide reductase activity
Source: RefSeq, a predicted model, not a curated record
CUGCUGCCUGCACAAACAGAGCCAGAUUAAGAAGUUGUUUUCCCUCCCACUCCAUCUGUUGUGUAGAGACUCUGCAUCAUGUCUUUCUGUCAGUUUUCUGGGGCUGAGAUCUACAAGGACCAUUUCAAACCAGGUAUGUAUGUGUGCUCCAAGUGUAACCACCCCCUGUUCUCAAGUCGGUCCAAGUUCGCCCACUCGUCUCCCUGGCCGGCGUUCGCCGACACCAUCAGAGAGGACAGCGUCACCAAGAUGAUGGAGACUCUCACUGCCUUCAAGGUCCUGUGUGGCAAGUGUGGCAACGGGCUGGGCCAUGAGUUUGUGAACGACGGUCCAGAGGAGGGAGUCUCGCGUUUUUGAAUAUUCAGCCACUCUCUCAAGUUUGUCCCCAGCAAAGGUACGAAGACCACAGGCAAGGACACACAGUAAAGAGAGAGGUUAGGCUGUAUCUGCUGCUCGGUCCAGGACACGUGAACAGGUCAGGGUCAGCGAGUGACGUGGACAGGAGAAAGUCCUGAGAGGGACGUCCUGUCCACUGAAGAAUCUUCGACCUGCCUCUGACACAGGGACCAGAAUACACCUCUGCAAAUAUUCCUUCACAGAAAUGUUCUCACACUUCUUGAAUACCUCAUGUUAAGAUAUACAUUAAGUCCGUGAAUAGGGUUAUGAUGUCACUGCUGAUAAAAUGAAUCAGUAGGUGCAUGUCGUAGGAGGAAAUUAGGUUUUGCAUCAACAGUCAAACAGUUUCCAUUAAGCAGGUACCCACCUGUUAUUGCUGCUACCACUUUCACAGAAUUGUAUAUUCUAUGGGCUGUAUGAUCUUCUACCAUUUACUUCCCCAAGGUAAAUGUAGCCAUAAUCAUCUAUGCACUGAAGAUGUCCACAUUUAGUCCGUUUGCACUUAUGUUAUCUGUUUUGUAUGUUUAAAAUCAUGCAGUGGCAAAGAAAUGUUGUGAAUGAGUAAUUACAUAUACUGUUAACUUGUUAACUUGAACAGAUUAUUCACCUGAGCACAAAAAGCAAAAUUACACAUCACUCAGAACCUUUGUGCAUUUGCAUUUUUACUUUGCAAAAAAGUUGCAUCUAAAUUGAAGGUUUAGUUUAGAAACUUGGUUAUUCAUUUUAUUUUUUUUCAUCCUCCAUUGUGUCAAUAUAUUGAUACUAAAGGUACAAGCAAUAAAUUAUAGUUUGAUA